AUGUCUGAUUUUCCUUCGACAGAUGAUAUUCGAGUAGUAAUUUCCAUAGAUUUUGGAACUACGUUCUCUGGUUUUGCAUACGCAAAUUUGUUUGAUAAUAAAGAAAAUUUUCAAAAUGACGAGAUGAAUUUUGAAUAUUAUACCUAUAGUUUAUGGGAAGGCAAAGCUCUCGGAAAGUUCAAAACUAACACUGUGCUUCGAUAUGAUGAUGAAUUCAAUGAAGUUUUAGCGUGGGGUGCUGUAGGCUUGGCAAAGCAUCCUGGCCGAAGAAAAAAUGCAAAUGCAUCAAAGCCUGUAGAGCUAUUCAAACUUGCUUUGGGCAAUUUAGCUGAUGAUCUAAAACCAGAACUUCCACCAAAACUUCACUUAGAAAAAGAAGAGAGGCAUAAAAAAGCUAUUACUGAUUAUCUAAAAAAAUUAGUAAAUUUAUUUUACAAUAUAUUAGGAGAGGUGAUUAAACAAAGGGUUACAAGUCAUUGGGAAAUGGACUUUUAUGAAACCACUCGACUGAUUUUUACUAUCCCAGUUGAAUAUUCUUAUAAAGCAAAAAAGGUUAUGCGUGAAUGUGCAUUCAAUGCAAACUUGAUUUCAAAAGUUGAUUCGAAUAAAUUACAAUUUACUACCGAAGCCGAAGCUGCUGCUAUAUAUUGCAUUACAAAAAAGAGCUUAAGAGAUAAUUUUCUCAAAGAUUCUGAAACUUCCUUCUUAAUUGUUGAUUGUGGAGGUGGAACAGUUGAUUUGACUACACGUAAAUUAUUGAGUAAUUGCGAGCUAGGAGAAAUUACAGAACGUGCUGGUGACUUCUGCGGAUCUACUUUUAUCGACAAAGAAUUCUUGAAAUUUCUUGGUAGAAUUGUUGGCCAUAAUGCGAUAAAAUUGCUUCGUGAAAAGAAUUAUGGCGAAAUGCAGUACAUGAUCCAAGAAUUUUGCGAUAAUAUUAAAAUUCCAUAUACUGGAGAUGAUGAUAACUUCACUUACGACUUUGAUAUCGAUAGAAUUUGUUCAGUAUUAAAGCAAUAUGUCACUGGAGAGGCAAAAAUAUCUCUUGAAGAGAAUGAUUGGAUCAUUGAAAUUAAUAACGAUGAAGUCAAAGAAAUGUUUGAUCCUAUUGUUGAGAGGAUUAUUCGGCUUAUACACGUACAACUUGAAAAUUCUCGUGCAUGUUCGGCUAUACUUAUGGUUGGAGGAUUUAGCGAGUCUAAAUAUUUACAAAAAAGAGUUAAAGAAGAAUUUAAAAACAAAAUUGCGCAUAUCUUAAUACCUCCAGAACCUACUGCAGCAGUAGUUCGUGGCGCUGUUAUAUAUGGUCUACGUAUGAACCCGUCAUUCUGCAAUGUACAAAUACCUUCUUUUAAACCAAUCAUCAAGAAUCGAGUUCUUAAAUAUACGUAUGGUGUUGAAGUAGGUCUUUUCAAUAGUUUUUCUAGUUUGGCUAAAAGAGGAACAACCGCCGAAGUUAAUCAGAAAUUUGAUGGUACAUUUAUUCCACUUUUUCCAUAUCAAUCAGCUGUAAAGUUUAAAAUUUAUAUAAGUCAAAAAUACGAAGUAGAAAAUUGUCGUGAAGAAGGUGUUGAACUUCUUGGUGAAUUGUUAGUUGAUCUUCCCGAUAUAGAUCUUGGUCUUGAUAGAAAAGUCGGAUUUUCUCUUUGCUUUUGUGAAGAAGAAAUUAAGGCUUCCGCAGUAAAUUUGCUUAAUGGGCAGAACUAUCAUACUGUCUUUAAUAUAGAUGCAGAAUCUUAG
Messenger RNA from Dentiscutata erythropus, 1740 nucleotides. Lineage: Eukaryota; Fungi; Glomeromycota; Glomeromycetes; Diversisporales; Gigasporaceae. The record is from the annotation of a GenBank genome assembly.